AUGAGAAAACAACUCUUAUCCCUGGCUGUGCUGGGAUUACUAUCCCUGGCUGUGGGUCAUGAUGUAACCUUGCAGUUACAGCCUCCCACUGCCAUAAAGAAGGUGCCAGUGCCUGUUCCUGUACCAGUUCCGGUUUAUCACAAAGAUGGAGGUUCUGGAGGUGGAGGUGGUGGUGGGGGUGGGGGUGGCGGAGGAGGAGGAGAAGGCGGCGGAAGUGGUGGUGGUGGAGGCGGCGGUGGCGGCGGAGGAGGAUCGGGAAGGGGCACUUGCCCGCGACCUUCUCCCCAAGCUUUGCGGUGCCUCCAGGAAUGGGCCUGCCAGUACAUCAUCCGCCUGGAUCUGCGCUGCCUGCUCGCUUUAAAUGGCAACCCAUUGCUUGGCAAUCUCAUUUCCAUACCGGGCAUCACCGGCGGCGGAAGCAGCAGCGGUGGCGGUGGCAUCUUGGGCGGUCUGCUGGGUGGCAAAUAG
Molecule: messenger RNA, 468 nt
Organism: Drosophila elegans
Lineage: Eukaryota; Metazoa; Arthropoda; Insecta; Diptera; Drosophilidae
Product: glycine-rich protein 2
Exons: 4
Coding region: 1-468 (155 amino acids)
Source: RefSeq, a predicted model, not a curated record